Molecule: messenger RNA, 1902 nt
Organism: Cheilinus undulatus (humphead wrasse)
Lineage: Eukaryota; Metazoa; Chordata; Actinopteri; Labriformes; Labridae
Gene: srp54
Product: signal recognition particle 54
Exons: 13
Coding region: 97-1419 (440 amino acids)
Biological process (GO): SRP-dependent cotranslational protein targeting to membrane, translocation; SRP-dependent cotranslational protein targeting to membrane
Cellular component (GO): cytosol; signal recognition particle, endoplasmic reticulum targeting
Molecular function (GO): 7S RNA binding; GTP binding; endoplasmic reticulum signal sequence receptor activity
Source: RefSeq, a predicted model, not a curated record
AGACCAGGAUCCUUUGUUGUCUAUUCUGAUCCUGGUCCAGCUGUUAGUCAGAGCUGUGCUUUUUGACCCUGCAGGUCUGCCAUAGAUCUGGAGGAGAUGGCCUCAGGUCUGAACAAGAGGAGGAUGAUCCAGCACGCCGUCUUCAAGGAGCUGGUCAAGCUGGUCGACCCCGGCGUGAAGGCGUGGACGCCCACCAAAGGAAAAAACAACGUCAUCAUGUUCGUGGGUCUGCAGGGCAGCGGGAAAACCACCACCUGUUCUAAGCUGGCAUACUACUACCAGAGGAAAGGCUGGAAGACCUGUCUGAUCUGUGCCGACACCUUCAGAGCAGGCGCCUUCGAUCAGCUCAAACAGAAUGCCACCAAAGCCAGAAUCCCAUUCUACGGCAGUUACACAGAGAUGGACCCCGUGGUGAUCGCCGCCGAGGGCGUGGAGAAGUUUAAGACGGAGAACUUUGAGAUCAUCAUCGUGGACACUAGCGGGCGACACAAACAGGAAGACUCGCUGUUUGAGGAGAUGCUGCAAGUGUCCAACGCUGUGCAACCAGACAACAUCGUGUACGUGAUGGACGCGUCGAUUGGUCAGGCCUGUGAGUCUCAGGCCAAGGCUUUCAAAGACAAAGUGGACGUAGCGUCAGUGAUCGUCACCAAGCUGGACGGACAUGCUAAAGGAGGCGGAGCUCUGAGCGCCGUGGCGGCCACGAGGAGUCCGAUCAUCUUCAUCGGUACCGGAGAACACAUCGACGACUUUGAGCCGUUUAAGACUCAGCCGUUCAUCAGCAAACUGCUCGGGAUGGGAGACAUCGAGGGUUUGAUCGACAGAGUGAACGAGCUGAAACUGGACGACAACGAGGAGCUGAUCGACAAACUCAAACACGGUCAGUUCACCCUCAGAGACAUGUACGAACAGUUUCAGAACAUCAUGAAGAUGGGGCCCUUCGGACAGAUCAUGGGGAUGAUUCCAGGCUUCGGCACAGACUUCAUGAGCAAAGGGAAUGAGCAGGAGUCGAUGGCCAGACUGAAGAAGCUGAUGACCAUCAUGGACAGCAUGAACGACCAGGAGCUGGACAGCAAAGACGGAGCCAAACUGUUUAGUAAGCAGCCCAACCGGAUCCAGAGGGUGGCCCGGGGGUCAGGGGUCGCCACCAGAGACGUCCAGGAGCUCCUCACCCAGUACACUAAGUUCGCCCAGAUGGUCAAGAAGAUGGGAGGCAUCAAGGGGCUCUUCAAAGGAGGAGACAUGUCGAAGAACGUUAACCCGUCUCAGAUGGCCAAACUGAACCAGCAGAUGGCCAAGAUGAUGGACCCCCGAGUCCUGCACCACAUGGGCGGCAUGGCGGGUCUUCAGUCCAUGAUGCGUCAGUUCCAGCAGGGAGCGGCCGGAAACAUGAAAGGCAUGAUGGGAUUCAACAACAUGUGACCGCCGACCAACCAGCUGCCUUAACACAUGAAAACGACAUAUUAAAGCCCCGCCUCCUCGCAGGUACAGGUACAGCUGGAGGUGGGCGGGGCUGAGAGUGAGAGAGAGCAGGAAGUGAAGAGAGACAAAAUAAAAGCAGGAUGUUUGAUUUUUUUCGUUGUUGUCUUCUGCUGCUUUUCAUGGGAAAAUAAAGAUUUCUGCUUUUUGAAAACAAAACACCAGAAAAUCAAAGAGAUGACUUAAAGGAGCAGUCUGUAGCUUUAAAGCUGCUUCACUAAUAAAUUAAUGUCUGACUGCUCCUUUAAUGAUGAUGAAGAGGAGGAUGAUGGUGUUUGGGCCCCGUUAACUUCAUUCUGUUGAAGAUGUUUGUGUAUAAGAUGUAAACAGAGCAGAGAGUCCGUCCUGAUUGGACGAGGAGACACAGCGGUAGUUAGUGACAGUAUUUUUGUCAUAUAAUAAACAUUUGUAUCGCACCAUUUUAAA